Molecule: messenger RNA, 1524 nt
Organism: Vicia faba (fava bean)
Lineage: Eukaryota; Viridiplantae; Streptophyta; Magnoliopsida; Fabales; Fabaceae
Source: the annotation of a GenBank genome assembly
AUGGCAACAAAACCAAAAGAUCCUAAUAGUAUUAUGAGGAAUAAGGACAAGAAACCCUCAUCUUCUAAUACACCUACAACCUCAACGACAAAAAGACUCUCAAGACCAUCUUCAUCAAGUUCUGUGGAAAAUUCCACCUCACAAAACCCAUCAGAAAAACAAAUCCCAAACUAUCUCAAACCAACACUUAGUUCACAACCAAGAUCUCAAUCCUUUAGAGUAAGAAAUGAUGAUAAUGUUCCAAAUAAAUCUCUUCUAAAUAGAAGAAGAUCUUUUGAUAAACCACCAUCACUUUCAAAGGUACAAAAACAAACUCAACAUUCUCCUUUAAGACAACAACAUAAACCACUUGGUCGAAACAUUAUCCCUUCUUAUAAACCAGUUUCAGAAAGAAUCUCAUCAAAGACUCCAAAACAAGAUGUUAUCAAGAAGAGUAAUUCAAAGAAUGUUGCCACAAAGAGUAGUACUAAAAAAGAAACAAAAGAAAAAAAUAAUGUUGCUGGAAAUGGACCAGAGCCAGAAGUUAAAGAGGCUAUAACAAAUGAGGAGAAUAUUGGAGAAGUAGAAAAAGUUGAGAAUAUUGGAGAACAUGGCCAGGUUGAAAAUCUUGUACCUGAACUUAACCAAUGUCAAUCUCAGGUACAAGAUAUUGUACCAGAGAUUAACCAAUCUCAAGUGCAAAAUAUUGUACCUGAGAUUAACGAAUCUCAGGUGCAAGAUAUUGCACAUAUUCAUUAUGAUAAUGAGAAUCAAGGGCAUGAUCAAAAUAUUCUACAAAUUGAAUCUCAUAAUGAGAAAGUGGAAGAGAUAAUUCCUAUGGCGGUGUUAGAAGAAGAAGCUAAGGAAGAUCAAACCAAAGAUGAAGUUAAAGAGAAUGAGAAUGGAAAUACAAACCUAGAAUGCAACAUUAACAAGAGUGAUGAACAAGAAACAAACCAUUCAACAAAUGAAGAAGAAGUUGUUGAGGUUAAAGAAAAAGAACAAGAAGAUAUAAAAAAUGAGGAAGAGUUUGAGAAGGAAGAAGAAUCAAGUGAAGUAAUGGAAGUAAAAGAGAAAAAUGAGGAAGAGUUUGAGAAGGAAGAAGAAUCAAGUGAAGUAAUGGAAGUAAAAGAUAAAAAUGAGGAAGAGUUUGAGAAGGAAGAAGAAUCAAGUGAAGUAAUGGAAGUAAAAGAGAAAAAUGAGGAAGAGUUCAAGAAGGAAGAAGAAUCAAGUGAAGUAAUGGAAGUAAAAGAAGAAAAGGAGGAAGAGUUUGAGAAGGAAGAAGAAUCAAGUGAAGUAAUGGAAGUAAAAGAAGAAAAUGAUGAUGAAAAAGUGGAGAAUGAGGUUGAAGAAGUCUCCAAGGUGAAUUCACCAAAGGAAAAGGAAGAAGAAAGUAGUGUGGUGCAAGGGAAGAAAGAGUCGGGUCAAGUUUCCAAUGGUGUGAUUGAAGAAACUGCAAGCAAGUUAUUAGAAGAGAGAAGGAAUAAGGUGAGAGCAUUGGCUGGUGCAUUUCAAACUGUCAUUGAUCAUCAAACCACCAAAUGA